Molecule: messenger RNA, 2100 nt
Organism: Acanthoscelides obtectus
Lineage: Eukaryota; Metazoa; Arthropoda; Insecta; Coleoptera; Chrysomelidae
Source: the annotation of a GenBank genome assembly
CUGCUCACUUUUAUGACACUUUUAUUUCACCUUGAAAUUGAAGAAAACAAGGCAAUAAUAUCAUCAUCUGAGGAUUAAGAAAAAUCGUCUAAAAGUGCUAUUAUGCAUAAGCUUUUGAUGAUGCACAUAACGCACAACCCGGCAAAACCUAAACAUUCAAAGCAGAGGCGUUUGUAAAUGCAACGUUACCAAGUGGCUUUUUGAUCUGAGUACUUCUUGGAGUACUACGUGAUACCAACUAAGUUGAUGGAAAAGCACAGCAACAUGACUCUAAAAGGAAGGGACCCAGAGAAGGACAACCAACGACCCUUGAUUGCAGAAUCGGACAUCGAGAUACUUAAUGAGGCUCUGCAGGAUAUCGGCAAAAAAUGCCUUCUGGAGAAGGAGAUAUACACAAAACCUGCAGAUUUUGAGACAGCCAUAUCAGCUUCUGGUUACGGCAAGUUUAAUUGGAUUUUAUACAUAAUCUCAGUGACAGCAGGAUGGUCUUCCAUAUUCGAGACAACUACCAUGUCUUACGUCUUUCCAGCUGCAGAGUGCGACCUGGAUCUCAGUCUCACACAUAAAGGAUGGUUGAAUGCGAUCACAUAUGCAGGAAUGAUAUCAAGUGCUUUCAUUUGGGGCUAUCUCUGCGACACCUUAGGUCGAAAGAAACUUUUGGUGGUAGGAUACCUACUUGAUGGAUUGUUCGUCAUUAUAUCAGCAUUUUCGCAAAAUUUUUAUGUGCUCAUCACCACAAAAUUUUUAGGAGGGCUUAUUAUAAAUGGACCGUUUGCAGCACUGACAUCAUAUUUAUCCGAAUUUCACCGUGCAAAGCACAGGGCAAGGGUCCAAAUGGUCGUGGGCUUCAUUUUUAGCCUUGGAAAUCUUCUACUGCCGAUUCUUGCACUUUUUAUACUUCCUAUACAGAUGGACUUUCAACUAGGAGAAUGGGUGCUUCAUUCAUGGAAUGUUUACUUAUUGAUAUGCGCUAUUCCUCCUCUGAUAAGUGGGUUUGCCUUUACGUUCCUACCCGAAAGUCCCAAAUUUCUGAUGACAGUUGGCAGAAACGAAAAAGCGUUGAGGAUUUUCAAACGUGUGUACCGCAUAAAUUCCGGCAAACCAGAAGAAACAUACCCAAUCAAGGAGUUGAUACAGGAAAGAAAAAAUAACGAUGACAUAAGCUACGUGACUGCCGAUAGAUCCAAAAUACAGGCUUUAAAAGAAGGCUGGAAACAAAUACUACCUCUAUUUUUUCCUCCUCAUCUUUUUAAACUUAUUAUAGUUUGCUCAAUACAGUUUUCACAAAUGAUGGGACUCAAUACUCUAAGAUUGUGGUUGCCGCAAAUAUAUCAAGCCAUAAACGAUUAUCAGUAUUAUUCGACAAGUAACAACAGUACAAGUUUGUGUGAUAUGUUGAAAGUUUUCCAAACUCAUAAUGAAUUUAAUUCAACAAAACCGUGUGAAGUGAAUGUUCAGAAUACCCAAGUGUACACAAAUUCCAUGAUUGUUGCUGGAGUAAGUAUUGUAGGAUAUAUAGCUGCAGGAGGCCUUAUAAAUAUAGUGGGGAAGAAGAAACUACUUAAUAUUCUGGGACUGAUAUCAGGAACAGUGGCAAUAACAAUGUAUUAUUCUACAAAUGUUGUAACCACUAUAGCGAUGUCUUCUGUAUUUGUAGCGUUAGGCAGUAUUGGCAUGCAUGUCAUCCUUACUGUUGUGGUAGAUCUGUUUCCGACAACACUAAGAACGAUGACCGUGUCUUUUACCAUGAUGUUUGGUAGAAUAGGAGCGGGCUCUGGAAACUUAAUUUUCCCGUAUUUGCUGCAGUCCGGCUGUGCUCCGCCAUUUUUAACUAUAGGAACUGUGAUGAUGGGCUGUGCUGCCCUGGCGUGCUUUGUUCCGAACACGGAUAUGAAAGCGCUAGAAUAGGAAGUAUCAAGUGACGUGAUUAUCGCAAAUUUAUUACUUAGUGUACGGAAACCAAGCAUAUUUGUCUUUUACCAUUAUUUUUUGUAUACCUUCACAAAUACAUCAAAAUAUUUAUUAUCAGUUUUGCAUAUCCAUCUCUGGUAAUUAAUUGGAGGCCCUAGGCGAGCAGAUUAUCUCACGAGUGAGAUUGGC